Messenger RNA from Motacilla alba alba, 5554 nucleotides. It is a transcript of the gene VAV2, whose product is annotated as vav guanine nucleotide exchange factor 2. Gene Ontology annotation, biological process: regulation of GTPase activity; cell migration; intracellular signal transduction. Lineage: Eukaryota; Metazoa; Chordata; Aves; Passeriformes; Motacillidae. Bases 510 to 3146 code for a protein of 878 amino acids. Gene Ontology annotation, molecular function: guanyl-nucleotide exchange factor activity; protein binding. The transcript has 30 exons. Gene Ontology annotation, cellular component: cytoplasm. The record is from RefSeq and is a predicted model, not a curated record.
CGGGGGCUGCUCCACUGCCGGGGGCGGGCCGGGGGCUGCUCCGCUGCCCGGGGCGGGGAGAACACUCGCACCCACGCACUGGGGUCCCUGAGCAGCGCAAGUUUCCGCAGGGCACCGCCACGGAGUUGCGCGGGGGGCGGCCCCGCCGUGCCCGCCCGUCCGUCCGUCCGUCCGUCCGUCCGCCGCUUUGUUCCCGGAGGAUGCGGCGCGCCUAACCCCGGCCCAGGCGGUGGGGCCGCAGCGGGGGCAGGGGCAGCCCUCCGCCGGAAAACUCCGCGCCGCCCUCCUUCCUCCUCCUCCUCCUCUUCCUCCUCCUCCUCCUCCUCCUCCCGCUCGCAGCCCCGGCGCGGAGCGAUGCUCCGGGGGCCGGCGGGCGGCGAUGGAGCGGGGCGGUAGCGCGGAGCCGCCCAGCACAGCGGCCCCUCGGGCAGCUGCCCGCGGCCCCUGAGCGCCGGCAGGAGGAGGAGGAGGAGGAAGAGGAAGGCCGGGGGAGCCAGCAGAGCGCGGCCAUGGAGGAGUGGCGGCAGUGCGGCCGCUGGCUCAUCGACUGCAAAGUUUUGCCCCCGAACCACCGGGUGGUCUGGCCCUCGGCCGUGGUCUUCGACCUGGCACAGGCGCUGCGGGACGGGGUGCUGCUGUGCCAGCUGCUGCACAACCUGUCCCCCGGCUCCAUCGACCUCAAGGACAUCAACUUCAGGCCGCAGAUGUCCCAGUUUCUGUGCUUGAAGAACAUCAGGACCUUCCUGAAAGUGUGCCACGACAAAUUUGGGUUAAGGAACAGCGACCUCUUUGAUCCCUUUGACCUCUUCGACGUGAGGGAUUUUGGGAAGGUGAUCUCUGCAGUAUCCAGGCUCUCCUUCCACAGUAUUGCUCAAACCAAAGGAAUUAGGCCCUUCCCUUCGGAGGAGACCACGGAGAAUGACGAUGACGUGUACCGGAGCUUGGAGGAGCUGGCAGACGAACACGACCUGGGGGAGGACAUCUACGACUGCGUCCCCUGCGAGGAUGAGGGCGAUGAUAUCUACGAGGAUAUCAUCAGAGUGGAAGUUCAGCAGCCCAUGAUCAGAUACAUGCAGAAAAUGGGAAUGACAGAAGAUGACAAAAGGAAUUGCUGUUUGCUAGAAAUCCAAGAAACUGAGGCCAAAUACUACAAAACCCUUGAAGACAUAGAAAAGAACUACAUGAACCCCCUGAGGCUGGUGCUGACUCCCCAAGACAUGGAAGCAAUUUUUAUCAAUUUGGAGGACCUAAUUAAAGUGCACUUCAGUUUCCUGAGAGCCAUCGAUGUCUCCAUGAUGUCUGGAGGAAGCAGCCUGGCAAAAGUGUUCCUGGAGUUCAAAGAGAGGCUGCUGAUUUACGGCAAGUACUGCAGCCACAUGGAGUACGCCCAGAACACCCUGAACCACCUCCUGGCCAGCCGCGAGGACGUGCGGCAGAAGGUGGAGGAAUGCACACUGAAGGUCCAGGAUGGGAAAUUUAAACUGCAGGAUCUGCUGGUGGUUCCAAUGCAAAGAGUUUUGAAGUAUCAUCUCCUGUUAAAAGAGCUGCUCAGCCACUCCUCAGACAGGCCAGAGAAGCAGCAGCUGAAGGAGGCUCUGGAGGCAAUGCAGGACUUGGCCAUGUACAUUAAUGAAGUCAAGAGGGACAAAGAGACUUUGAAGAAAAUAAGUGAAUUUCAGAGCUCCAUAGAAAACCUGCAGGUGAAGCUGGAGGAGUUUGGGAGGCCGAAGAUCGACGGGGAGCUCAAGGUGCGCUCCAUAGUGAACCACACCAAGCAGGACAGGUAUUUAUUUUUAUUUGAUAAAGUGGUGAUCGUCUGCAAGAGGAAAGGAUACAAUUAUGAGCUGAAGGAAAUUAUUGAGCUGCUCUUCCACAAGAUGACUGAUGACCCCAUGAAUAACAAGGACAUUAAGAAGUCCCAUGGAAAAAUGUGGUCCUACGGCUUCUACCUGAUCCACCUCCAGGGAAAACAGGGCUUCCAGUUCUUCUGCAAGACUGAGGAGAUGAAGAGGAAGUGGAUGGAGCAGUUUGAAAUGGCCAUGUCCAACAUCAAGCCAGAGAAAGCCAACGCAAACCACCACAACUUCCAGAUGUACACAUUUGAAAAGACAACCAACUGCAAAGCCUGCAGGAUGUUCCUGAGAGGAACCUUCUACCAGGGCUACCUUUGCCCCAAAUGUGGAGCAGGUGCUCACAAGGAGUGCUUGGAGAUUAUUCCUCCCUGCAAAAUGGGUUCUUCAGCAGACCAGGAUUCACUGGGUGCUGGACCUGGUCCUAAAAUGGUGGCUGUUCAGAAUUACCAUGGAAACCCAGCCCCUCCUGGGAAGCCAGUGCUGACCUUUCAAAUUGGGGACGUGAUGGAGCUGCUGAGGGGGGACCCCGACUCACCAUGGUGGGAGGGGAGGCUGCUGCAGACCAAGAAGUCGGGUUAUUUCCCCAGCUCCUCGGUGAAACCCUGCCCCGUGGAUGCCAGGCCCCCCAACAGCCGGCCGCCCUCGCGGGAGAUCGACUACACAGCCUACCCGUGGUUUGCAGGGAACAUGGAGAGGCAUCAGACAGACAACCUGCUCAAGUCCCACGUCAGCGGCACCUACCUGAUCCGGGAGCGGCCGGCUGAGGCCGAGCGCUUUGCCAUCAGUAUUAAGUUCAACGAGGAGGUGAAGCACAUCAAGGUGGUGGAGAAGGACAACUGGAUCCACAUCACGGAAGCCAAGAAGUUCGAGAGCUUGCUGGAGCUGGUUGAGUACUACCAGAGCCACUCGCUGAAGGAGAGCUUCAAGCAGCUGGACACAACUCUGAAAUACCCCUACAAAUCCCGGGAGCGCUCUACCUCCAGGACCUUCCCCCGCUCCCCAGCCUCCUGCGCUUCCUACAACUUUUCUUUUCUCAGUCCUCAGGGCCUCAACUUUUCUUCUCAGAGCUCCUCCAGUCCCUUCUGGUCAGUGUUCACCCCCCGGGUCAUAGGCACGGCCGUGGCACGGUACAACUUCGCGGCGCGGGACAUGCGGGAGCUGUCGCUGCGGGAGGGGGACGUGGUGAAGAUCUACAGCAGGAUUGGAGGGGACCAGGGAUGGUGGAAGGGGGAGACCAACGGAAGGGUGGGCUGGUUCCCCUCGACCUACGUGGAGGAGGAGGGCGUGCAAUGACCGCGGCCGUGGCCGCUGGAAGUCGUCGAGCGCCCGGAGCCAGCAGCUGCAGCCUGAGCACACUGUCCCCGUGCUGGACACCUCCCAGGACUGUCCCUGCAGCCCCUCACGACCCCCUCUCCGUGCAGGCUGCCCCGGCCUGGCCCCCGUUGCGUGUACAGAAGAUUGAUGGGCUGUGGGAUGGCGCCGGUGGAGAGCCCCGGGAGAGCCGCGCUCUCCCCGAUGGACAGAGCUCAGAGACUCUGGGUGCCCAGCAGGGCGUGGGCACUGCACCCCUCCUGUGGCAGGGGGUUCUAAAAGCCACUGUGGGGAUGCUGGAGGGAGGGUGAGGCUGAAGGGUUUGUGCCUGGGUGAGAAUUUGGGGGUUCCAGGGGAGGGAGCCCCAAGGAGGCCACGCAGACCCCCUGGCACACCACUCAGGGGGUCCCCAGGUCAGGAUUUUGGCAGUGGCCCUGGCAGCCAUGGGCACCAUUGUGCUGUGGAGGCAUUGCAGACCCUCUGCCACACCACUCAGGGGGUCCCCAGGUCAGGAUUUUGGCAGUGGCCCUGGCAGCCAUGGGCACCACCGUGCUGUGGCCAGGGUGAGGGGCAGGGUGGGCACACCUGGCCUGGGAGGAGGAGAGGGCUGUGACCAUUUUGACCCUCAGGUGUAGGCUGGAAAUGGAGCUCCAGGAGGGGAAAGAGCCAUUUUGGCACCCCCAAGCCCAUUUUCUUUACAGUCACCUCAGUCCCACACCAGCCUUGCUGCAGGCAGGGGGUGCCCAGGGAGCAGCCUGGUGCCACUGGUGAGCAGGAGGUGUCAGUGCAUUGCAGGACUGGAGAUGGGCUCCACACGAGGGUUUCAGAGGCCACCAAGGCACCAGGUACAUGCAGAGCACGCGUCCCUGGGUCUGUCCUCCCCAAGCCAGGCUGAUUUUCCUUGCAGCUGUGACAAUUCCCACCUCAUGAGCUCAGGGUGAACCCACCUGAAUAAGGGCUAUGGUAUCAAGUCCCGAAUCCUGUCCCUGAGCUGUGAAAGCAUCUCCUCUUCCCAGCUGUGUGCACUUUUGGGGGCUGGCAGCGUUGCCCCCCAGCUCUUCCUCCCACAGGCUGUUCCUGCUGCUGCUGUCAAGUAAAGGUCCACGUGUUGUGACAUUCCCACUGUGUCCUGAGCACCCUCUGUCCUUCCCAAAGUGCAAAUACGAACAAAAUCCACGUGUGGGAGCGUGGCAGGGAACAGCUUCCAUGUGUCUGAGCCCCAGGAGCUGCCUCUCUGAAUAUGUGACAUUUUGGGCUGGUGCUUCCACGCCCUGCUGUCGUUCCCCUGGGAUUUGGGGUAGUCCUGCUGUGGGAUCCUGCUGUAGGUCUGGGAGGUGCCAGUGGGAUAAGAAUGGAAGACUUUGGAUCUCUCAAGGACAAGGGAACGAUGCUGACUUGGGAAUGACACGCUGCUGCUCAGUGGCGAGCCCAGAGCCACCCUGCUUUGCUCCCUGUUCCUGCCGGGAGUGUCCCCACCCGUGGGGUGUGAGGGGUGCAGUGGGGUCUGGCCAGGGCAGACGGGAGGUGACAGGGACACGGGGGGCUCAGGGCAUUCCCAAGGUACUGUUUGGUGCUAACCCCUCCCAGGCAGCCCCUCCGUGCUCAGUUUGAGGGGAGCAGCCAGCAGGGAGCUGACAAUCCCCUGCUCCUGUGCAGAGCAGAGGGUCCCAUUCCCGUUCCAGAGGUUGUGCUGGAGCUGAGGGGGCGUUUUGGGUGGGUGGGACACACAAACUCCUGCUGGCUCCUGUUCUGCCUCACAUCCUAAAGCCUUACAGCCCCUCCUGCUUAACGUGGCCAAUUUUGUAAGGUGGCAAGGGCACAGCCCUGUCACGGGCACCUGUGUCCCCCAAAGGGACCCCCACCCUCUGCCUGCCCUGCCAAACCCCCUCCCCCAGAGAGCUCUCCCUCUUGUGUUUACUGGUGUAAGAAACUUGUUAAAAAAAAGAAAGAGAUUGUUCUGUUUGUAAGUAAUUAUUCAGCCAUUUGCCACAAAUAUAUCUGUGAAUAAGAAAGGGAAAUGUUUUUUUUAUGAUGGCAGGAAAAUUGUUAUGUAUUAUUUUAGGUCGUCGCAGAUCAUUUGGAAUUGCAAUGGGAUACGUUGGAAAAUAAUAUGUAAAUUCCUUGGGUUUUUCCUUUGCACUGCACUAACUGGGGUAGGGUGGAGGGGGUUUAAAGAUAAAACUGUUUGUUUAAUGGAAUAGUUUAUAGCUGGGAAUUUGGAAAUCAUUUGGAAUAGCUUGUAAUGCUGGAAUAGAAACUUUAGCUGCUACUUAGAAACCCUUUUGCAUGUGGUUUUUCCAGGCCUUUUUAAGUUACAAUUCAUCAAAGUAAAUUCCCCAACGGAAAAAAAAACCAACAAAACAAAUAAAGUGUAAUUUUGCUGAUAGGUA